AUGGAGACUCAAAUUCUGGAGAACUUUUUAACGGAUCGACAUGACGUUACGGUUAUUGAAACCAGUGUCGAGAUUCCUAUAGUUUCACCCUUCUGUCUCCGUAAUCCGAUGGUGCUCCUGAAGACCUUCACCCUCCAUCACUUCCAGCAUUUGGUAGAACAGUCUCAAGCACAGAUCAAAGACCAACUUGACUAUCCAAUGAACGAAUGCUUCGUCGCUGCUGGUCGAAUGGAAAAGCUUGCCGUACAGUUCGUUCCCUACCUCUCGCGGUACAAUCCAAGGGCGAAGAUACUGCUCAUCACGCACGAGAUGGCAGAUACGGAGCUAGUUCAACUAUUCCACGAUGCCUGGUACCGGUACCGAUUGUUACAGCUAAUAGUGCUGAACCACCGCGAUAAUGAUACCAUAGAUAGUUGUGUAUUUAACCCCUUUAUAAAAGCUGCGUUUGCACGUGGCUCGAUAGACUUCGAGCAGCCAACGGUUCGCUCCGAUUUGGACUGCACUCUGCUAACGCACGAACUCGAAGUAUUGCCCUAUGGCUGGCAGCUGAAGGAGUUCGUGAAAAACCGGGUCCGUAAUCUGAAUGGAUAUCCGGUAUCCAUCGCGAUGCACAUCAGUAAUGGGUCCUCGUCAGCCUACGACUGUAUCCUCGGAGCGGUAAGCAUUACCGAUAUUGACCAGGAGGUGCUGUCGACUUUGCAGACCAAGAUGAACUUUAGCAUGGUGCUGCAUAACAACGAGCUGGAGCUUUCAAUCGGAUACAUUCACAAGAACGGAACUCCCGUCGGAGCACUCGGUCUCAUCGAACACAAUCUGAUCGAUCUCGCAGCCAAUUCACGCAUCAUGUACAAGUACGAUACCCGCAAUCUACUCUACCUGAACUACAUUUCGACGGAGAAGCUGGUUUUUCUCACGCCUCGCAACUAUUACAGCAAUCGCGACAAGAUGCUCGUCUUUAUCAAUCCGUUCAGUGUGGCCUACAUGCUAAUCAACAUAGUGCUAUCAUUCGGUGUCCCCAUGAUCAUCUGUCUGCUCGAUUACCUGUACUAUCGGUUGGCUUUGCCGCGAAACACACAAAAGAACACCUACGGUGCGAAGGUAAUGAGCCUUCUGGGUAUAAUUUUAAAUCUAUCAGUCCGCUUACCCCGUGCACCGCAUAAACGCUGGAUAAUCGUAGGUAUUCUGCUCUACAACAUCGUAUCAUAUCCGAUCUGGCAAGCCGUUACAAUACGCUACCUUCACCCAAGCAACCAGCUGGUGAACAACAUCAACAGCCUGGAACAGUUGCUUGCGACCGAGCUGAAGCUGAAGGUGUCGCACUACCAUGAGCUCAUUGUGCGCAGCGAAGGCUCCCAGUUGCACAACCCACUGUACGCCCAGCUGUCCGAUAGGUUAACGACGGAAAACACAUCCUCGUUGCGGGAUGCUAUCGAGAAUAUCAUCAUCGAUCAGGACUCGGCACUGCUCAUCUCGGACGCGUACGUACCGCUCGUGCUGGCGGGCAAUUAUCAUUGGGUUCCGGGCAAGCCGGACGCAAUCUGGCCCAUUGCGAAACCCAUCUACGAGUUCUACAAAUCGAUGGCCGUCCCAAAGACGUCUCCUUUCAUCGAUACGUUUAAUUCAAUAGUGGUGUCCUGUCUCGAGGCGGGCAUGAACGAUCGCUUCAUGCAUCAGCUCGAAUCGGUCGUUCAGCUGAUGAAGAUGAAGCGUACCAAGGAACAUCCGAUCGAGCGGGAUUAUAUAGUCUUCACAAUGGCCCAUUUGUCACCUUUGUUUGUGUUUUACUUCUCGAUGCUAGCACUGUCCGGAUGCAUUUUCUUGCUUGAGCUAAUCGUACAUCGUAUCCAGAAGGCACGAGUCCGACCCCAGCCCUUAAUCGCUACGGUUGAAACUGAGUACGUUCCGUUUGAAUUUGUUCUAUAG
Anopheles darlingi is the source of this 1923-nucleotide messenger RNA. RefSeq lists its product as uncharacterized. The record is from RefSeq and is a predicted model, not a curated record. Bases 1 to 1923 code for a protein of 640 amino acids. The transcript has 2 exons. NCBI's taxonomy places the organism in Eukaryota, Metazoa, Arthropoda, Insecta, Diptera, Culicidae.